AGGACCAGGAGCUCUUCCUCAGCUUAACUUUAAGCCCUAAGAAGGUAGACAGCAAGAGAAAGUCCUCAACAGAGGUUUUUUGAAUCUUUUAUCCCUUAAGGCAGUCUGCACUGAACUUUGUGCGAGAUUAAUUGUAUUGCGUUGUAUUGUAUUAACAUAAAGCCAGUGCUUCGAGUCAUUGAUUCGAUUGAGGUGUUCUGUUGAAGCAAGAUCCAUCGUCGCAGACCGUUGGAAGUAGAUACGGAAGUCGUAGAUAUUUGCUCAUCUAAUAUCCGUGGCCAGGCAAUCAUCAGUCUUAGUUCGUGAUUGUGAAAUAAACUUUAUUUAAGUAGUAAAGUAGACUACUAAUACUAAAUGAAAUAUAGAUAAUCCUCCUGCCGUCCAACUCCAACUAACAAAGGCGUCUAACUCUUAGAUUAAUCACAAGAAGAUGGUGCUCUUCGCUUCUUUAAGACGAGGUUGCGUUCUUCGGCAGCUGUCAUCGACGUACCUCCCACACUUGGGUGGUGGAAUGCAACUAUGGCAACGUUCCACGACCGGACAGCAUCCAGCUGCCAGUGAGGAUGAUGGUGGCAGUGACUCGUCCCUCUCAUUGGAAUCAUUGCCACCGAGUGACUCGGAAGACGAGAGACAGGCGGCAGAGGAUAUAGAAAGGUAAUUAUAUGCUACACCAGAACUAAGAUCAAUUAUGAAUGCUCCAAGAACUUGAGUAAAGAGGAAAAAGAUUAAGGAAGCAUUUUUUUCUUACAAGAUCACACCCCCACCACGACACACUCUCACUCUCACUGGAUGAAAUGUUAUGACUAUGCAAAUCCUAUAGUACUAAGUUGUAGAAUUUUCUUGCCCCUCUUAUUCAUCAGAGACGGUCGUCCCCGUGUUCCCGUCCUUCUAAAACGAAAGUCACAUUCAUGAUAACCAUGGAGAAGUGGGUUAUGCGCUGCCCUUUGCAGCUUCUAUUCUUACACCAUAGUGUAUCUAUCGUUGUUGAUACAACCUAAGUAAUUUAUUAAUUUAUUUUUGUAACAAGAAUUUCUUGCGUUUUCCCUAGUAGCGCUUCAAAGGCUCCUCUGGAUGCCUGUGUGUAGUCUGAAAUCUAGGUACAGGUCUAAGUAACAAUAUUGUACUUAGAAGCUUGUUAGUAGUUCUCUUGGUGAAGUGCCUACCUCGUCUAACUUGUUUUUGCCCCACGACGUAAGUUGAGAAAGCGUGCUGUAUGAUUAUGACACAAUUGAUUCAGGUGGGAAAAGGAGUUGGGGGAAAAACAAAAGGAGGAAGAGGCAGCAUUCAGGAAAAAGACGGAGAUUCCAGAGCUUCAUCCGAACCUAAUCGCUUCCGCGGUGUUGCUCACUUAAGGCAUAUUCUCUAAAUCUACCAUCUCCAGUUGCUAGCAUGAUUGGUCUUAAAGCCGUAGGCAAAUGAGAGUCAGCCACUCUGGUUCGCCCCCGUGAUAGAUUAUUUCACGCAGUAUAGUAUUUAUGCACUGGAGGAGCUUGCGGGGGAAGUGAUUAUACUAACUGGUGAGUUAACUUAGGUGAGAGAAAAGAUACGCUCUCUGGAAGGUUCCUGGACGACAGUCGACAAAAAAUGUCGGCUGAGGGACCAACUAGGGAGAGGGUUGGGGGCAACGGGCCCCGCGAACCCCGUCGUGUGCGGUGCGAAAAAUGCACUCACGCGCGACGCCGCCGGUCGAUGCAAUGGCGCAUCUCGGCGAAGGCGAACCACGGUUCGCGCCUCCACGGAGGCUCGGGUGCGGUCGGGUGAGAGCGUUAAUGCUACACCCACGGGGCGGAGUUCACAUGCAGAGCGGAGCAGAGCGGAGCGGAGCGGAGCGGGCUGCCGGCGCACGGGCCAAAGCGCUCGUGCGUAGGCCGCGGGAGGGCCAACGCGCCCUCCGGCGGUGCGGUGGGCAGGCGCGUGGCGCCCAGUGGGGGGUGCUGGGGAGCUCGUAAAAAUCGAGUUCCGCCGCGCGCGCGGCGCGCCAUCCCCUCGCGGGGCAAAAAUCGCCGCGAGGGUUUGGCGCUUGUGGCAGCACAUUUUCGUAACCUCAAGCUGAAAGCUAGCUUGGGCAGGUCUAAAAACUUUUCUUUUUCCCAAAAAUCCAGGGACUUUCUGUGCGCGUAUAAUCGCAAUCUAGAAACUAGUGACUAGUAGUGCCCCCGCACUCUGGUUUUCAGCAAAACAAAAAACAAAAUGACCUCCCUGAAAAGCGUCGGAGACCUCGUCAUCCACACAGGCAAAAAUCCUGUGGGGAGCGAGGACGUCGACGAGAAGGGCAAAGCCCUUCUGAAACUGAUCGACGGAUCACUGUUUCACCCCUCCAUGGCGGAGGCCAUGGAGGCGCUGCAAAAGCAGCUGGAGGAGAAGACGCAGUAUGAGGAUAAACUCAUCUUCUGCGCAAACAUCCAGGACUGGAUUGCAGCACUCCGACAGAUGGUCGGUGAACUUCCGGAAACGGAAUUCAUCGACACGGUCAAAAAAGACCUGGAGGACCCGCGCUUCGUGGGGGAAGGUGGAACCCUAACCGAACAGGGCACCACCUUGAUGUGGUUCCACUUGUGGUUGGGCGCAUACCACGAGGAACUAACGGCCGAACCCUGGGCCUCGAAGUCUCUGAUUAAAAAAGAGACUUUUGAAGCCGGCGCGAAGCUCGCCGAAAAACGAAAGUUUCGGGAGGAAAACCCGCAGCUGAACCUGGCGGAAGUCCCGGCGCAGACCGCCAAAAAGGAGGUGAUAGUCCGCUACCUGAUCGAGCGCACCAACAAAGAGGUGCUCAACGACUGGGACGCGAAGCCGGCCAAGACGCCGUGGACGUCGGUCCGCAAGGCGCACGAGGAGGAGGACCGAAAGCUCCUCGAAGAAGAGGAGAAGCAGCGCAAGGCGGAGCUCGAAGCCAAAAAGAAAGAGGAGGAGGACUCCGUGGACUUCGCCGACAAAAGCGAAGAGUCCUCCGAGGAGCCGCCGGAGACGGCAGCUCUGUUCAAAACGUUCGCGAAGAAGACCGCAAAGGCCAUCGCAACGGCUUUGAACAGCAGCGGAGAGGACAAAAUCCUCUCCUAUGACGACACGCGCCCGGCUAGCGAAGGAGAAAAAUUCUUCGUCUACCGACGCGUAAACGGCGUCGAGAAGAAAACAGAGGUGAAAGUCGUCUGGCCUUCCGUCUUAACUCCGGGCGAGGAAGUCGCAGACGCACAGGAGCAGUAUAAAAACUGCUUCUUCACGAACGGAGAAAAAGCCUCUAAGCAGGCGAACCACGUGCUCACCGCGUUAUUAAAACACGUGGAAAAGCACGGCCUCCGCUCCGUUUUCGACGUGGACGAAAACAGCGUCCUGAACACGACGGCAGGCCAACGCCUCAACCAAAAGGCGCUGGCGCUGCUCUUCGGAGCAUACGCGGCCGCAGGCAUCUGGGGCGAAGCCCAGGUGGGAAAAAACCAACCCAAGGUCUCAAACUGCGCCAUCGCAGGCUUUAACGGAGACAACCUGCAGCGCACAAACAGCGCGUUCCAGAACCUGGUCCGGAAACAGGUCGUCGCCAGCGUCCCGGCUGACUACUGGGACAGAUGCAACCUGGACCAGUGCUGGGAGACGCUGCGCCGCGUGGAAAGCGCCAUCAACGGCGCCACCGACCUGCAGCCCUUCGACUUCAUGACCGAGUUCAACGAGAACUUCCCAGAAAUCGCCAUCAAAAAAAUGAUGGUGUUCUUGGGAUUCAUGAAGGAAGGCUCCCGCAGCCUCGACGCGCUCCAGCAGAAGAUGAAGCGCUGGGAGACCGGGCUGGUGAACAGAUACAUGUUCAACCUGCUGGCCUGGUACAACCACUUCGGUCUCCACCUCAUCGACGAGGCGCGCUACACGGACGAGGAAGACGGGGGAAAAAUCAAACCGCCCGUCCAAAAAGCGUUCUUCAAGGAGAACAUGGAGGAAAUCAAAAAUGAAAUGUUCUCCAUGCGAGACGCCGAGGCGAGCUUAGGCAAGCCGAGAAGCGAACGUGUGACAGUCACACUGCGCUCUCGUAGCCACAGCCGCCGCCGCAGCGAAUCGCGAGAGCGAUCGGCGAGCGAAGGCCCGCAAAACCCGUUCGGCAGCGACGCCGACAGCGGCGGGGACGACGACACGGGCACAACCAUGCCGAGCGACACUUGGUUGGAGAGUUUGGAUCUGGAAAAAACAGAUUUCAACCCGGCCAUGGACCCAGUCCACAACCGCCGCCUCGACAAACGUGUCGACGUGGUGCUAGCCGAGCGCCGAAACGCGAAGGGAGGAACACGCACCACAUACUACGUGUACUUCCCUCAAACCGGCUUAGUGGAGCCGUCCGCAUUGAAGUCCCUGAAAAAUAUGGGACUCAUGCUUCCGCCGGCGGUAUGCCACUGGUUCCACGCGCACAAAGCGCAUGCGGUGCAGUCAGGCUGUCGCAACGACGCUCAACACCUGGAAUGCACACACCACCACCUCAUCGACCGCAACCGUCCUCCCCCAGACAUCACUAUCGCCAAGAGAACGUGGGCAGAAGUGAUCCGCUCGCAAAAAGAGCUGGCCGAAGUCCUCUUCUCGGCCCGGUUGGCAGGGCGAAACAUCAACCAGCAGCCAACCGGCACAGCGGCAAAACGAGCGGCAGCGAAGGACAAGGAAGCAAUCCGCCACCCGAAAGACUUCGUAAAACCGAAAGUCCAGCCGAUGAAGGCGAUGAAGGCCAAAAACGGCCGAACACGCCGCCAACCGAAAGGACCCCAGCGAAGCGACGCAAACGCGGUUCCGCUGGGACAACGGCAUCGCAACGACAGUCGCGAAAAAGACAAUCGUGGCCGCAACAAAUCGAAGCGAUCGAACGAGCGCAAAAACAGCCGCUCACGCGAUCGACGCCGAUAAAUCGAGAGUGAUGGAGGGAAAAAUCCUCUUGGGGAGAGACGUGAAGGAGCACGUUGGGAGCAAACGCUCCCUCGCGGUGUGGUGGAAGGAGCCACGCACAAGCUAGAACGCGACUAGCUGGAAGAAAAAGGCUACCGGCCUCGAGGACAACAAAUCCUCGAAAAACAGAAUGCAAAAGCAUUCGCCAUAAGCCCUCUGGUCAAAUUACCAGGGGCACCGGACCAUUAUUAAGUUAGUGGCGGAACAAUAAAUUCGUCCUUUUUGACAGAGUAAAAAACACUCUAGUUGAGAGGGAGGAAACAAAUCAAACCACCAGUGACGACUGGUGGCCGAAAGGGAAAACGCGGCGGCGGCGGCGCAGUGUUCGAGGGAGUGACGUGUUACAUCUCGUCAAGCUAAAAAGAGGGAAAACAGAGUGGGAAGGAGUUACGAGUAAGUAAAGAAGCUAGGCUGGGGAGACCACUUCAUGAGAUACGGCAGGAGGCCAAGAUCCAUGGUGGAGGUUCGCCUAAGCAGCCGCACGAACCAGCCUAGACAAAAAAGUAAGUAAGGACGAGAGAACAAACUAACUAAAUAAAAACUAAAAAGAACGUUAGAGGGAACAACAGCGAGAGAUAAAUAAAAAAGUAACAUUAAAUAAAUGUCGAAGCGGGCGGACGCACUGCGCAAAGCUGUCGAUCUAAACGACGACGAGCUGCGCGCCAUGGGAGAAGCCGACUCCACGACUAGAAACAAAAAGUCGCGAGUCGCCUUCUUCCUCGACUGGCUAGCGGCCAAGGGUGAAAAGCUACCCGUGAGGCCGGAGGCGGUGCAAAGAUUCGCCGCCUUCCUAGUGUUCAAUGAAUACACCUCAGUCGCGCAGUACACAUCCAGCAUCAUCAUGUGGCUGGUAGAACCGCCACCCGCGGAUGGCCCGCAGCGGCUAGUCGAAAGCCCCGCCAUUCUCCGAAACAUCGGGGACGUGGAAAAGGCAAUUGAACGAACAAUCCAAGACCACAACCCGAGGAAAGCAAAGCCUUUCCUACCGGGUACGAAGCUCGAGGCGCUAAAGGCAAAAGACCAAAAAAUGGUCCUCCUUUGGGCGCUAUCGGGAUUGCGGGGCGACAGCAUCGCGGCGGUGGACGACACGGACAUCUCCAAAAAAGGAGACGUGUGGCGCAUCCACAUAUCCGAAGACAAAAUCCGCAAACAACGCGGUAGGAUAAUAGAAAUCCACUGCAAUUGCGACACCAACGCAAAAACAGCUGGUGCACGAAGUCGCUUUUGCCCGAUGCACGGCGAAGGCGCUGUUAUGAGAUCUGAUUUCCCAUUAGGCAAGGCCAGGAUAAGUAGCUUGGCGAAGGGAAUUAGCGGCACGCUGCACAGCUGCAGGAGAGGACUCGCAUUGGCAACGCGACGCGAGUGGGAGCAAGGGAAAAUCUCCGUGAAGGAGGAUGAAUUCCUCACCCACAUGGGCUGGGAACAGUCCAGCAAAAUGUGGGACGAGUACACAGCCGACCACAAAACGUGGGAGGCUUCGGAAUUCAUCCCGCUGCACGGAUUGCGCAGGCGGUGGCCCUCGGGGGGGGGUCCACCCCCGCGCGUCUUCGUGCAGCCCAAGGCGGUCCAAGAGGACACCUUGGUCAAGCGGACGAUCAAGAUCACCCCCAAGCAGAAGCUACAGAAGAAAGGGCGGAUUCAACAGAAUACCGUUACCAAAAAGGUGACGGCCCUAGCGCCAAAGAGCGCCAGUAGCAGCGGCUCAGGGGCACUCAAAGCAGUACCGGGUACAAAAAACGUACGCACCUGGCGGUUCUGAACCUCCAGUCGUCGGGAAAAGGAUGGAAGGCGCACCAAGGAGGCGUCGAGAAAGGAUGGCCCAAAGGGCUGGAGGUUCAAAGUGACCUUGUCCCCCAGCGGGGGGACAACGCCUGCUACUGCCGAGGGAUUAGCCGCGCACCCGGGCCAAAGCGCCCCGGACCAAAGCGUCCGACGCGAAGAGCGAGCACCCGAAACCUCGCGGGUGCCGGUUGAUUGACUCGUAGGGCGACGGUGCACGAACACCGGCCGAGCCGCGAGAGGGGUUACGACACCCGGACGUUGGUGUGCAACUCUCUCUGGGGAGGUAAAGGCCUCCCGCCACGCUCCGUGGCAAAUUUAUGGGCCGUAGGUGCAACGACCGGCGCCGGCAAAGACCUGGGUCUGCCGAGCCAGCCUACCGUGCUGCCACAGCACUAAAAAGUAUAACUCACCAGUAGAUUUAGGAUCCCCGGGGGUUAAGUCUCCAGUUUGUAUAUUGCGGUUAUGCCUCUGGCGUGAGAAGGUUCACAUUAGCGGAGGCCACUGCGUGCGCCCCUGGUGUUCUAACUUUCUGGCAAACUAGUGAGGGCUUCUUGGGUCUUGCGCUGGUUCCAAAGCUUCGAGCAACCCAGUGACUUUUGAGGAUCUUGGGUUCCUUUGUUGAUUUGAAAAUUAGACAGCUUCGGCGGCCUUAGUCGUGUUCGGAGUUUUCUAGCGGGUCACCCAGUGAGGCCUCGGGAUCAUAGUCGCAAACAGUAGGGCACCCCAGCCCCUGGCGCGUCUGCGCUUGUGGGGUGUGCUACUGUCUCCUCCACGUCUUUGUAGCUUCCUCGCGCAUCUCUUGCGGGCGUGGCGUGGUCGGGUGUAUCCAGCCGUUCACUUACAUUUUUGAAGAACGUACUACAGUCCCAAGGCGUGCGCGUUCUUCCCAGAGUGAUCAUGGGGGAAAUUUGAGUGAGCUCUAAACUUCGUCACACUUUCUUCCGUCUGGCGAGAUGCAGUUCCGUGUCAAGGACACAGAUACACAGAGGAUGGAGCAGGUAAUUACAGAUGAUGUUCUUCACCACAAAAACUACCGUGUGAUAGGUAUUCGUGUGCAACGAUCUUCAUUUCAUCAAAAUAUACUUUCUUCUGAAUGAAGGUAUUUUUCUCCUCCUGCUCUUCAUCCCUCUGCUGAGUAAAACUAAAAAUUGGAUAUGACUGCACUGACAGAACAAGAACGAUGCAAAUGAGUGUUGGAGGUGGGCAUCAUCAUCUUCAGGUGCAAAGGACUUCUCCCCGAAACACUACCUCAUGCUCAUCGUGCUUCAGGCUUCUCGCAGGGUAAGCGGGAAUCAAUUGUAGAACCAGGUAACAAAAAAAAAACAUGCUAGGUACAUGAGUGAAGGAGUGAGUGAGUAAAUGAAAAAUGAAUGUUGAUGAAUGAAUGACUUUUAUUCGCUUUUCGGCUUCAGAUUUCGUUGUCAAGAACAGAUUUGGGAGAAGUCAGAUCGAAACUGAAAGACUUCGUUAUACAAGAGGGGUUCGAUCCUAUGGAGUCGGGUUUCAAGCAGACGCGAGUCCAGGGCACCGCAUGGCAAGAGUCUCAUCCAGGGUACCGCAUGGCUGAAAAGACGGAGAUGCUAUGGCCGGACCCGAACGUGAAGCAACCGAAGUCCAGCAUUUUCGGGCCAGCAAACCGCAGCCCUUUCAAAGAUUUCAUCGAAACGCACAACCGACUCGAGACACUACUGAGUUCGGAGCAAGAGACGAUCGAUGCCGUACAGGAGGCAAGUAAAAGCAAAGAUGAAACCAAGCACAUUCGAACGACAACUGUUAAGCCUCCUCCACUGAGUCAGCUUUCUUCAGCAGCAACAUCUUCCAUGUUGUACCUGUACAUUCAUUGCUAGUGAUGUUCUUACUCAAAUUAUUAUAUCUGUUGCACAUUAAAUUUGAAGUGCGAUACCUCUAUUUCUUGUCAUGCAACCGUGCAAGAACUACAAUUGACAUAAGAUAAUGUGAAAUAAUAAAUAGCAAAGUAUCCUAAACGACCUACAAUCUAGACCUGUCAUCAUAAUGUGAAAUAGCAAAGAUGAGUAUGAUUGGAGCGCCCUUCUAAGGAGAGCAAAGUAGAUGCCGGCUGGAAGCUUGGAAGAUUCAAAUUGGACCUGCGUAACCCGGACUCCUGGGAAUACGCUGCGCAACUCUUCGCCGCUUGGGGGCUCCCCUUGCCCAUUGAACAGAAUCUUCUAUCGCGACAGCUGCAGCAGAUUGAAAAAUCUGGCGGGGAAGCAAGUUUUACAGAUGAGGAACUGGAAAGCAUUCCAAACGAUUACUAUUUUUAAGGCACCACCAGCACAUCUACAUCAUUCAUAAGAACAUAGAUAUAGAUAUAUUCAAUGAAGGUCGCCACCCAGCAGGAGGAGCAAUUUUAUGCCAUGUGAAAUGAAGAGGAGCCGCAGCCCAAAAAAAUGAUGAGUAACUCCUGGUUAUCAUCUUCUGGGCAAUGGCACAGAGUGAUAAGUGAACAGAGGACACAAUAAUUUAAAGGUGGCUGGGGUGAGGACGACGUGGCCAGCCACUCAGGAGUCAACUAACGUGACAACUUCUGUUAAAAAGUACUCAGAAGUCGCAUAGUGCCGUAAAGAUUCGCUCAAGUAUAUGUUUUUUGUUUACGGUUGUAGCUAGUUGUACAUGUACAUCUACAUACCUUCAUCUUCACACUAUGAUCAUUCAGACAAGCAAUCUAAGUAGUUUUGAAGCAGGAAAAUCUAGAUAAGAUUAAGAACUACGACGGUCCUAAACCCUUUAUGGAACACUGGAUCAUGUAGCUCUUUCCAUCUCUCCAUAAAUACGCUAGCGAUUCAUAAUCAUUUUUCUUUAGUAAACAGUUUCAUUAGUGAUUAUCCAAAAAAGGAACGAAGUGACAUCAUAAAAGCUAAUGUGUGAGCUUUUCAUUCUGUCCUUCGAAAUCAUACACUUUCACUUGUUUCAAGGGGAAAAUGGGAAGCCACCUAGAAGUAGUAGAUGAGAGGUACAUACAAUAUACAUAGUUUCAAAAAUACUAGUUGAUGACUUGAAUAUUUCUGCCCCAGCGGGCCCUUAAUGGGCCCGCGUUCUUCUGGGCGCGUGAAUAUUAUUGGAGAAAAAGCUACUGCUACAGCGUCCAUGAUAUAGUACAUAUGAUUGGAGAGGAGCUUCUACAAAGUUGCUGUC
Messenger RNA from Amoebophrya sp. A25, 9843 nucleotides. Lineage: Eukaryota; Dinophyceae; Syndiniales; Amoebophryaceae. The record is from the annotation of a GenBank genome assembly.